This is a messenger RNA of Physella acuta, 650 nucleotides long. Its product is annotated as synaptonemal complex protein 1-like. Lineage: Eukaryota; Metazoa; Mollusca; Gastropoda; Physidae. The record is from RefSeq and is a predicted model, not a curated record.
UGUCUAGUUAUAUGAUCGUCCAUAAACAAAUCACAAAUGUAUUAUUGACACAGAAGUCAACAGUAGAACAGCUGAUUAAAAAUAGCAUAAGCAUUUUGAAUGAAAGUAGGGUGAAUUUUGAUUCCACUGUGAAAUCUCAAGAAGAAAAAAUUGAGCAGCUUGAGAAAUCAAUUACUGAAGAUUAUGUUCUAAAAGAAGUUUACACCCAACUACAAAAUGAACUAAAGGAGAAGUAUGUUCAUAAAGAUAGUUAUUUAAAUCUUCAAGAAAAACUGGAAGAGGAAUGUAGAUGUCAUGGUGAAACACAGGCCAAGUUACAGCUGGUUUUUGAAAAAUUUGAAGACAGUCUUCAACAUAUUUCAUCACUAGAAAACAAGCUGAGUGAAACAACUGCUUCUUUAAAUCUUGAAUGUACAGCCUUACAAAAGGAGAUAUCAGAUGUACAUGCUCAAAAUAAUAAUCUUCAAGUACAACUCCAAGAGAAAACUGCUUUGUCUGAAGAGCAGUUGGCCUUGAUUGAUCAGAAACAAGUGGAGAUAGAAGAACUAGUCUCAAAGCAUCACAGUGUAAUUUUUUUUGGGGAAAUAUUUGUAAAAACAUGCAGGGGUUAUAAAAAUGCAAAAAAAAGUAUGAAGUAUAUGUGCAAAUAG